Molecule: messenger RNA, 697 nt
Organism: Colletes gigas
Lineage: Eukaryota; Metazoa; Arthropoda; Insecta; Hymenoptera; Colletidae
Exons: 5
Coding region: 1-615 (204 amino acids)
Biological process (GO): sensory perception of smell; detection of chemical stimulus involved in sensory perception of smell
Cellular component (GO): plasma membrane
Molecular function (GO): odorant binding; olfactory receptor activity
Source: RefSeq, a predicted model, not a curated record
AUGUUUUUGAUAUCCAAAGAAGAGAUGGACGUAUUCCAAACAGAGCUCGGCACUUACUAUAACAUAUUGUGCAUCACUGGUUUGUGGCCUUUCAAUGACUCACCCUUCGCAAAGAUACAAAGAACGAUUUUCGGUAUCAUUAUGAUUAGCUGCUUUCUAAUCCAGUUUUGGACGCUAGCAAUAUCCGAAUUUACGUUGAAGAACUUAUUACUGACGCUAUCGUACGGCUGCCCUCAGAUGUUGUAUUUUUUGCGAUAUGUCGGUUUUAUCUUUAGUUUUUCCACUUUUUUUCUAGCAGUCGUGGAAAUGAGUGAUCUACAUGAAAUUCUUCUUUGUACCAUAGUAGUUUUCGUUCACAUAGUAAUCAUGUUCUUAAAUAACCAUAGCGGACAAUAUAUAAUCGACGAUGGCAACGAUAUAUUUCACGAAACAUACAACUCUGUGUGGUAUUGUGUUCCAGUGAACAUGCAGAAAUUGAUUUUAAUGAUACUGCGUAGAACUUCGCUAGGCUGUGAAUUUAAUCUAUCCGGUUUAUUCGUUCCAUGCUACGAAGGCUUUUCGUUGAUGAUGAGCUCGUCUUUCUCAUACUUUACUAUGUUGUAUUCGAUGCAGUAAAAUGUUUAGUAGCAAUGAUCGUGACAAUAGUUAACGUAAAGUAAUGGGCACUUAUAGUCAUCCACGAUUAAAAAGAACAGGC